AUGAGGCUGGACUCACGGUCGGUAUUCGGUGCAUGUGUCUCUCUCACAGUGUUGGGGAAUUGUGAAGCGGGAUGGCGGCCCUACGAGGAGAGGUGUUACUUCUUCUCCCCCGAAACGAAGACGUGGCACGACGCCCUGGCCGAGUGCCAGAGUAAAAACAGCGACCUGAUGAGCAUCCAGGACCUUCACGAGAGGACGUGGGUCACGACCCAAAUCAGCAACAACAUAUACUGGAUCGGCCUGAACGAUAUCGCCUCCGAGGGGAACUGGGAAUGGAGCGACGGGAACGUGUUUUACCCGUACCUGGCGUACUGGAGAGAAGGACAGCCGGACAACUACAAUGACAACGAGGACUGCGGACAGGUCGACAUCAACGGCCGCUGGAAUGACGAGCACUGCACGGCCAAGCGGCAGUACAUCUGCAAACGCGACAACCCGAACCCUCCUGUCCUGUGCGACACGGCCAACCGGUGGGAGCAGUUCGGCUCCAACUGUUAUAAACUUCACCACACGCUGAGGAAGAGCUGGGUGUCCGCCCGCACCGAGUGUCUGACCGAGGGCGCCGACCUGGUGUCCAUCGAGUCAGCGGAGGAGCAGCAGUACGUCUUAGGCUUGGACCCGUCCGCUUACGACCUGUGGCUGGGUUAUUCCACCAUGAAAUGCACGUCGGUGUCAUGCGAGGUCCAGUCGGAGAGCACCACGUUCACCUGGUCUGAUGCAUCCACCUUCGACUACACAAACUGGAAGCAGGGGCAGCCUGACGUCACAGAUCAGCAGAACGGCCUCUGCGCCGGCAUGAUUAAGUCCGGAGGUGAUUACGGGAAGUGGAGGACCCACCUGUGCCGAUCCGAGCAUCCCUACGCCUGCAAAAAGGCCCUGAACACUCUCUGCCCACUCGGAUGGCUGAGCUUUAAAGGAAACUGCUAUUUGGUGGUGACCAACGGCCGCCUGCUGACCACGUGGCACGAAGCCCUGACCAGAUGCGGUGACCUGGGUGGCCAGUUGUUGACCAUCAAAAGCGAGGACGAGCAGUUUUUCAUCAACGCUCUGCUUCCUGAUCUCCACCAGGUGGACCUACCUGAUGUGUGGAUUGGAGUUUCAGAUAUGGACCAGGAUGGCACGUUCAGAUGGGUGGAUAAAACAGAAAUCCAGUUCUCCAACUGGAGCCCCAAUUUCCCGAAGAACACAGAUAAAUACUGGGACUGCGGGCAGAUCUACACAGGAAAUUAUGCUGGGAAAUGGGAGACAGGAAACUGCUUCAAGGUGCGACCCUACAUCUGUAAAAUACUCGGGGGUCAGAACGUAAAACCUACGGCUGCUCCAGACUCUCACUGUGACCAGGGCUAUCUUCUGUUCGGUGACCACUGCUAUCGCUUCGAGUCCGAAAACGUCAAGACGUUUCAGGAAGCCGAAACCUACUGCAUGUCCCAGAGCGGCCACCUAGCCAGUCUCCACGACCAGGAAACGGUCAGCUUUCUGACGGCGCACAUGUUGACGGCUUCUUGGAUCGGACUUAACGACAUAGCACAGGAGGGUCAAUUCCAGUGGACUGAUGGGACGCCGACUAAUUUCCUGCCGUGGGGCGUCGGUCAGCCGGACGACUACAACAACGAGGACUGUGUCCAGAUCCGCGGUACCGAGCACUGGGAGACGGGAAAACUCAACGACUCGCCCUGUUCCUCCACCCUACCGUUCAUCUGUCAGAAAGCUAAAGGUAUCGGACCGCCACCGAUCCCCCCCACAUCUGGACCAGGAUGGAAUGAGAAGUGCGGCUCCUGGACUCCCGACCCCUUCAACGAUUACUGCUACUACUUCAACUCUCUCAACUACCGCAAGUGGGCCGAGGCUCGAGCCGACUGUCUUCAUCAGGGAGGAGAUCUGACCAGCAUCACCGAGCCCUUCGAACAAGGCUUCAUUCAGUCUCAAAUCCAGUCGAUCCCCACCGGCGUGUCUCUGUGGAUCGGUGGCCACGACUCGGUCACAGAGGGAGGAUGGGAGUGGAUGGACCUGGCACCGUUCCGUUACAUCAACUGGUCUCCAGGGAACCCGGACGACUAUUACGGCGAGGACUGCCUCUCCAUCUACAUCAACAGCGGCCUCUGGAACGACGACAACUGUGAAAACCGGCGCGGUUACAUCUGCAAACGGCGCGGAAACACUCCAGAACCUCCACCACCACAUGAUGGUUUCAUGACGGCGAUCACAUGCGAGAUCUCCCCCAUGCUGCUCCACUGUCCUGAAAACAGCGUCAUCAACAUUCAGUCGGCCUUCUUGGGUCGACGCACCGACAAAAUCUGCCCCUAUGACGACGGACUGAUGUUCGUUUCCCUCGGUGCAGGUACGUGCACGGUCCCGGGUACAUACCAGCGGAUCAGGACACAGUGUGAUAAUCACCAGUCCUGCUUCCUCUUCACGCAUGUGGACAACGACCCGUGUCCCUCCGUCUCCAAGUACAUGGAGGUGGUGUACAGCUGUGAGCAGGAUGUGUGUGUGAGAGGUUUGGGGAUGGAAGAUGGGAACAUUACAGACACUAUGCUCUCCGCCUCCUCAUACACCAGUGGUAAAGGACCCACGGACGCUCGGCUCAACGGGAACUCCUGCUGGAUGCCGUCAAGCCCCUCUAACUCGUGGAUUCAGGUGAGUCUGACCGAGUCAAAGAAAAUCACCGGGGUGAAGAUCCAGGGCUGCCCCACCGCAGAUCACUGGGUCACUAAGUUUAAGGUGCAGACCAGCUUGGACGGAGCUUCGUGGACCGACUACAGUAACGAUGGAAAGUUCUUUGGUGCAAUGGACAGAUCCAGUCCAAUUACUCAGCUGCUGGGAACACCGGUAUCUGUGAAGCACAUCCGCAUCCUUCCACUCGAGUGGUUCAGCCAGGCCGGCCUGCGCAUCGAGAUCCUGGGCUGCUCCCCUGACUAUGCCAUCACGUGCAGCACGAGACCCAGUUUGGACCAUUCGGUCGACAGGAUGACCGUUCACUGUCCUGCUGGUUGUGCAUCUCAAGCGUAUAACGUGUACGGCACCGUAACGUACCGAGGGGACUCCACCAUCUGCGCGGCUGCGAUUCACGCCGGCGUGGUUCUGAACGAGAACGGAGGCGACUGCACCGUCCUCAAGGCGCCGGGCCAGAGCUUCUACACCGGCUCCACCAGAAACGGCAUCACCUCCAAACAGUUCAGCGGCGAUUACUCGGUAUCCUACACGUUUGCUGAUGGAGAGCUCAGGUGCUCGGGGAUGGACUGGUACGAAUUCGGAGAGUUCUGCUACAAACCCUUCAUGGAUAAGAGGACGUGGCACGAGGCUCGGGCCCAGUGCAGGAAGCUGGGGGCCGAUCUGGUCUCCAUCAUGUCCAUCACGGAGCAGAGCUGGCUGGAGAGUUACCUCUACAUGGCGACAAGCGACGUCUGGAUCGGUCUGAAUGAUCUGAGCGUCUCGGGCUUCUUCACCUGGUCGGACAACCACGAGGUGAAGUUCACGUACUGGGCUCCUGGAGAACCCAACAACCACCUGGGCUUCCAUGAGGACUGCGUGGAGAUGUACUACCAGACGGGCAGAUGGAACGACGUGACGUGUACGGAACUGAACACCUACAUCUGUAAAAUGGCCAAAGGACAUUACCCCCUACCCUCCAUCAAACCCACCGUGUACGGAUGCCCGCAGGGCUGGGAUGCUUUCGAGUACUCGUGUUACUGGUUCGAGGAGACUCCCAUGACCCGCGCUGAUGCCAAGACCUUCUGCGAGAGUAAACACAGCACUCUGCUGCACAUCAUGGACGUGUACGAGCAGUCUCACUUUACCGCCAUGCUGAGCGGUUAUUCUGACGACUGGUGGAUUGGUCUGAGGGCGAGGGGUGAACUGGGAGGAGUGGAUUACAGAUGGGACAACGGAGCCCUGCUGUACUACACACACUGGGACCGAAAUUAUCCAGACGACCACGCGGGCGACUGUGUCACCAUGACAACGUCGCCUAUAGCCGGUUUCUGGAAAAACGGGGAGUGCGAGCUCUCCCAUCCAUUCAUCUGCGAGGCAGCUAGAAAUGGCAUCACACCGCCCACUCGGCCCCCUACCCCGCCCCCGGACCCUUCGUGUGCCGAAGGCUGGACCGCCCUGCGACACUUCCGACAGUGCUACAAGCUCUUCACCGUGGAUUACUCGAAGAAGAAAAGCUGGGUGGGGGCGCGGGAGGACUGCCUGUCCCGCGGAGCCGACCUCAUCAGCAUCCAUACAGUAGAGGAGGAGAACUUCCUAGCUGACUACACCAAAGGAAACACGCAGUGGAUUGGUCUGAGCCAGGAUCCUAUAGAAGGAGGUUACCACUGGAGCGACGCUUCUCCGGUCACUCACACUAACUGGGGUCACGGCGAGCCGAAUAACCACGAGGGUCGGGAGAACUGUGUGGAGAUGGUCACCACCAACAACGGCUCAUCCUUCUGGAACGACAUCAACUGCGACGCCCAUCAGAACUGGGUGUGCAUGAUUGCCAAGGGGAAGACACCCAUCGUCCCUCCAGUUCCUCCUCCAAUUAUCCCAGCCCCUGAUUGUGGAGAUAACCCCGGCUGGAGGAAGAUGAAUGGCGUCUGUUAUUACUACAAUGACACCGAUGUUGUGGAUUUCUACACGGCCAUGCUGAGGUGCUACCACGAGAAAUCGCUGCUAGUCUCCAUCCUGGACCAGCAGGAGCAGACCUUCAUGCUCUCCAUGGUAGGAACAGGCCAGAUUGCUGCAGCGUGGAUCGGGAUGAGGAUGUUGGGGGUUGUAGGAGGACUUUUGUUAUGGGUGGAUGGAUCUCCUGUCACAUACGUGCACUGGGCAUCGGGAGAGCCCAACAACGCUAACGGGGAGGAGCAGUGUGUGCAGAUGAACAGAUAUCCAGGCUCGUGGAACGAUGUUAAUUGUGGCAGAGCCGUUGCGGGCUACGUGUGCAAGAAACUGCCCGGAGAAAACCACACACCUCCACCUCCGACCCCUGCGUGGGACGGGAACUGCCCCGAGGGGUGGAUGCGCUACCACAACAAGUGCUACAUGUUCAAGGGACGGCACGGGCAUAACGAAGAGAGAACUAACUGGACUUUCGCUCGAGACUGGUGCAGGAAAGAGGGCGGAGAUCUCGCCGUCAUUGAUGACAUUAAUGAAAACGAUUUCGUGGCGAGUUAUCUGAGGGACAUGAACCACGCUGCGUGGAUCGGUCUGUCCGACAGGCUUCACGAGGGUAAAUUUGCCUGGAGUGACGGAGUGAGUCCGGUCCUGUUCACCAACUGGGCGGAAAAGGAACCCAACAACAACGACGGACAGGAGCACUGUGUGUCGAUGCUCCACAAUCACCUGGCGACGGGCCGCUGGAACGAUGAGAACUGUAAUGAGAGGAGGAGCUGGGUGUGCUCCAGAAAGAAAUCUGCCAGUCUGCCCCCGCCUCCGCCCACCAGCAGUCCCUGCCCCUCAGGCUACACCACAUGGUACAAGAACUGCUACAAGCUGGUGGAGAGUCCGAAACCGUGGGAGGAGGCGCAGGCCGCCUGUGUGAAGGAGGGAGGAAACCUGGCCAGCGUGGACAUGAGCUACGAGCAGGCCUUCAUCACGGGAGUGGUCCAGCAGGGCAAAACAGAGGCCUGGAUCGGUCUCCGGCGCAAGGGGGACAGCGGUUCGUACCAGUGGUCGGACGGCUGGCCGAUCUUCUACACACACUGGGGUCCGGGAGAGCCGAGCAACCACGCAGACGAAGGCUGUGUGAGCAUGCACGGGCGCUCCCACUUCAUCCAGGGCACAUGGAACGACACGGACUGCAAAGUGGCCAAACCGUACAUCUGCAAGAUCUCACACGAGUCCAUCCCGCCGACUCCUCCUCCAGGAGACGGGGAGUGUUUCCCGGGCUGGCGGCCGUACGGGCGCUACUGCUAUUUCGUUUACAACGGGAAGCAGGGCUUCUCCUGGCCCGAGUCCCGACUCUACUGUCAGCAGAUCUCGGGAAGCGACCUGGCGUCAGUGCACAGCCGAGCCGAGGGCGAGUUCAUCAGGAGCAUCAACUACACCAGAUACCACAACGUCUGGAUCGGCCUCAGCAAGGAUGCAUCAUUUGGAUGGGGUUGGACUGACAUGACUGCGCUGGGAUACACAAACUGGCGUCCGGGCGAGCCGAACGGGGCCCAGCACGACGUGGGCCGAGAGGACUGUGUGGAAAUGUAUAACGACGAUGGAACCUGGAACGACAACAGCUGCUUCCAGAAGAGAGGAUUCGUCUGCAAGCGGCACCAACACUAUUCUACAGAUGACGGACGCACUACUACUCCAACUGUCUCUCCAAUACACCCUCAUGCAAAUGCAAUCGCCGGUGCUGUGAUCGGAGUUAUACUGGCCGUGGUCGUGGUUCUUGGCGCGCUGUAUUACAUCUUCAGGGUUAAAGGAGUCAAACUGAGCGCUGUCAGUCUUCCAACCAAAAAAACAAGUCCGGUCGAGGUGCCUACUUUCAACAACCCGAACUUCGGUGGAGAAUCAGAGACAUGAACCCGAGGUGGUGGAGUCGUCUCGUGUACAGAAAGUGGAAACGAUGGAGAGUUUUAAUCAGUGAUCAAGAUGUAAUUCAUUUCUAUGCUUUAGGACGUUUUAUUGGAAUUGAAAUAUAUUUGUAAGCUAAUUGAAGCGGAUGCAGUAAACUUAGAAAUAUUAGUAGGGUAAACUAGCUAAUGUGGUAAACGUUUCUUGUACAUACACUUGUGUUCUGAUGUGCACUGGAAAUACGAAGCUUUCAAUAAAAGACAAAGUUGUCUCAGUCUUCAUUGUUGUUGGGGUAGUAAAAGCUUAACAGCAAUUAAAU
Messenger RNA from Trichomycterus rosablanca, 6808 nucleotides. Its product is annotated as macrophage mannose receptor 1. The transcript is spliced from 49 exons. The record is from RefSeq and is a predicted model, not a curated record. Lineage: Eukaryota; Metazoa; Chordata; Actinopteri; Siluriformes; Trichomycteridae. Gene Ontology annotation, molecular function: signaling receptor activity; carbohydrate binding. Bases 1 to 6498 code for a protein of 2165 amino acids.